Molecule: messenger RNA, 2611 nt
Organism: Strongylocentrotus purpuratus (purple sea urchin)
Lineage: Eukaryota; Metazoa; Echinodermata; Echinoidea; Camarodonta; Strongylocentrotidae
Product: alpha-(1,3)-fucosyltransferase 6
Exons: 3
Coding region: 85-1689 (534 amino acids)
Cellular component (GO): membrane
Molecular function (GO): alpha-(1->3)-fucosyltransferase activity
Source: RefSeq, a predicted model, not a curated record
UUCCCCCUUAUUUGGCAAACACGUAAACAGUGUUGGCCCUAGGUACAAGCUAAAAACAAAACCUAACGGUUUGACAAAGUUUGCAUGCCUGUGAUACAUCAUGUAUCUAACGUUACGGUGAGAGUUUUCCUAAAUCUUUGUUCAGGAAUUGGGCAAGGCUUGUGUGAGUUUUUAAGGGACGCAUGUACCAUAUUGCUUAGUUUUACUAUCGCUGGCGAAACUUUCUCAUCAUUAGCAUGGUAUAUCGUUAUAUUGGCAGGUCAAGUAUCAUCGCAUGUUGCUGCAGGGCACACACGAGAGAUUCACACUGAUGCGAAAACUCGAUAUAUUUCUGCCUGCAUGACCAUGAUCAGAAGUACUAUCAGAUCUUCAUUUGGCGGAGACGUGGCAGAUAUUCUUCGAAGCAUGAAAAAUAUAAUGAUGUGGGCUGCCAAGGCGUGUCUCUACCCAUACGCGUUCCUUUUAGGCAUCGUCACAAUCGUCGUCAUAUUUCAAUUGAUUAACAUCAUCGACCCACCUUACGUCAUCAAGUCUAAGCAUGGCGUCGACAAGGUCGAUUAUGAUGACAACCCAGCAGGACCUCCGCCUACAUGUAACUGGAAUGUCCAUAUCUUUGACAGGAUCAGGACGUUGAGCAAGGGUUCAGAAUUCACGCCUUUAAUGUCGAAACUAAAGAUGGUAACAAACCACAGGUAUGCGAUGGGUAAGCCAAUGAUAUGCCAAGGAGCCCCACAUCAGAUUCCCUGCUCGAUUAGGAUAACGUUAUCACUGAACGAGACGGACCUGCGAAACAAGGACGUUGUGGUCUUCGGGAUGUCCGCAACGUCUAUGAGAGAUGCAAUAGGUAUGUUAGCAUCUAAACGUCGGACAGACCCGGAACAGCUUUGGGUCUUCAUGACGAUGCAGUCACCUCUAGAGAUGAGGAAACUUGUUCCGCGUAUCGGUAGUUUUCCAACGCAUCUCCUGUGGUCAUACAUGACAUCGUCCGAUGUGGUCACUCCGUACGCGCAGUACGUCACAAACGAACCAAUGGACACGGACAACGUCACCUACGGGCACUAUGUCAGGGGGAAACGCAAAUUGGUGGCUUGGAUGGGGGACAACUGCGAUGAGAAAGACUUCUGGCCCAGGAAAGCCUACCUGACGGAGCUGAGAAAGCAUAUACAUGUGGAUCUAUACGGCGAGUGUACCAACUUGACCUGCCUUCCACGGAACUCGGAACAGUGUGGCAUGUUAAUGAGCCAGUACAAGUUCUUCUUAGCAUUUGAGAGUUCCGAGUGCCGUGAGUACAUCACCGAGUCAUUCUGGCUCACCGCCCUCACACACCAGUCCGUACCUAUUGUAUACGGUUCCAAGAAGGACUCCUAUCUCAAACUAGCACCACCAAUGUCCUUCAUCCACAUCUCAGACUUUGAAUCGCCUAAAGCUCUGGCCGAUUAUCUGAUGUCACUCGAUAAAAACGAUGGAUUAUACUCACGUUUCUUUAAAUGGCGUCAUUCAGGAUCCAUAAAGACCCGUUACCCGCCAUUCAAACCCGAAUCUCUAUGCAAGCUCCUACCAUACAUCGAAGAUAUGAAGAUCAGAAAAUUGGAGAAGGAAACCCUGUCAGAAACUAAAUGGUUCAAGAGCUGCAGAAAUAAGAAUAUAAGUUCAAUACAGUCAUUACGUACUUGGACCCCCUGGAAAUAAUAUUUAUUUCAUAAUCCGUUAAAGGAUGUUUGUGUCUCUUUUGAUUGACAUUUGUGAGUAACUUUAUGAAAACACGGCAUUUUUAAAGCCUUUAUCAUGAUCGCAAAGCAAGGGUGAUUUCUAGAUUUUAUUGCAUAUCCCGUAGAAAUCACGUUGAAUCACGUAACAUGUUAUUGCAAAGUUCGUACAUUUCAAUAUGUGAUGAACAGGCUUUUGAAAUUACCAUAAUUUGAUCAUUUUUUUAAAGUCUUUGCGAAUGUUUAAAUAUUCAAUAUUAUUUCCAAAUUUCGAUAAACAUCCAUCACUUUAUUUUAUAAUUCCUGUAUAUCAUACAUUUUCUGUGUCAGACUUAUUUACAUCGACAUAUUUUCAUUUAAUAAUAAUAUUAAUACAUAAGAUUUGUAAGGCGCCAAAUCCACUUGACAAUCAAAUGCUCAAGGCGCGGUUUUUCAUUCCCAUAAUCAUCAUCACUUUCAUCAUUUUAUUUAUUUCAUUCUUUUAAUCAUCCACCCUAUCACGCUAUCAAGCACACGCGUAUUGUGAUAGCCUUUCUUCUGCAUGGUGCAGAUUCAAUAAUGAAUAAUUCUUGACAGUGUGUCAUGAGUUACAUUUUGAUUUAAUGUCAACAUUUUAUUAUCAUCAUAUUGUGUAUACGUUUACAAAAUGGUUAUAUUUUGUAUAUGUUGUAUCGUGGAAAUGUUAUUUGAUAUGUAUGUUUUGCAGAAGAAAAUAAAUUCAAUUCAAUGUGUUCUUUGUACAGCCUUGGGAAGUCCCCAGAAGUUUCCAUCACAUCGCUUUAAUUGUUAGUUAAUGAAUUUAAUUUAAUUCAUCAACACUAACAUUAAAGCGUACCCAAGUUCUAACGAGUUUGCAGGCACAAACCCAUUUCCUUCGUUGUGAUCAGGUGCGUACACAGGGGGGG